AUGGACGGAACGAUAGCUUUGUUGAAGACUUCUCCAGUGCAUGUUGGUGAUGAGGUUGAUGAGUCUACAGAGUACUUUCAUCGACUUUUCUGGACAUUCUUUGAGGCUUUUGAACAUUGCAAGCCACUAAUCAGCAUUGACGGUACGCAUCUGUAUGGGAAGUAUGGCGGGACUUUGCUUCUGGCUAUUGCACAAGAUGGAAAUUUGAAUAUAUUGCCAGUUGCUUUUGCACUUGUUGAGGGGGAGAAUGCUGAGUCACACAACGGUAUUAAGGCUGCACUAGAAGAACCAGACAAUGGUUGGCAACCGCCUCAUGCAUAUCGGGCGUAUUGCAUUCAACACGUUGCAGCUAAUUUUGCUCCCAGUUUCAAGGGUAAGGAUGCAAGGCGGAUGCUCAUGAAUGUGGCGUAUGCCAAGACUGAGACCGAAUUUGACUACUGGUUUGAUAUUAUGAGGAUUGAGAAUCCGGCCAUAUGUGAUUGGGCCAACCGACUGGAGUAUGAUAAGUGGACCCAACACAAGGAUGGAGGCAGACGGUUCGACCACAUGACUACGAACAUAUCCGAGUGUGUUAACUCUGUAUUAAAGGGGACACGGAAUCUGCUGGUUACUGCGCUUAUGAAAUCCACAUACGGGAGGUUAGAAGAGCUUUUUGUCGUCCGAGGGCAGACAGCAGAGGCGCAGUUGGGAUCAGGCCAACGGUUUUGCCAGGCGCUGGUCAAGGUGAUAGAGCACAACUUGAAAGAUUCGAGGUGCUUCACGGUUACUCUGUUUGACAGACAUCAGUCUGAGUAUACCGUGGCUGAGAUGACCCCAACCGGUAAUUUUUCGCUUAGGACGUAUCCGGUUUCCCUCAGAGAUCGCACUUGUGACUGUGGGUACUUUCAAGCUCUCCAUUACCCGUGGUGCCAUGCGAUUGCAUGUUGUACUCAGUCCCGAUUAGACUGGACUACAUACGUCCAUGAGGUUUAUACCAUGAGUAAGGUGUUCAGUAUAUACCAGAUAGGGUUUUUGCCCCUUAUUCUAGAGGGUCUGUGGCCACCGUACACCGGUCCUACUAUCGUUCCUAAUCCUAACAUGAGACGUGCCAGAGAAGGGUGA
Molecule: messenger RNA, 1101 nt
Organism: Arachis ipaensis
Lineage: Eukaryota; Viridiplantae; Streptophyta; Magnoliopsida; Fabales; Fabaceae
Molecular function (GO): zinc ion binding
Source: RefSeq, a predicted model, not a curated record